Molecule: messenger RNA, 2906 nt
Organism: Epinephelus fuscoguttatus (brown-marbled grouper)
Lineage: Eukaryota; Metazoa; Chordata; Actinopteri; Perciformes; Serranidae
Exons: 4
Coding region: 87-710 (207 amino acids)
Biological process (GO): cell surface receptor signaling pathway; immune response; cellular response to lipopolysaccharide
Cellular component (GO): external side of plasma membrane
Source: RefSeq, a predicted model, not a curated record
AGGAACUGAGGGGAACUCCAAACCACAGUCACACAGACACAUUUUAGCUGACUGAUGGAGUCCACUCAUCUAACGCUUUGGACCGUAUGAGCCUGAAGACAAGGGAGAAGAUGAUGUGCAUCAUCCUGCUGCUCAUCAACCUGACCUCCUGUGUCUGUGGAACAUUUGUAGUCAAUGUGACACAGACCUCCUAUCAGGCAGAGGAGAACCACAACAUCACACUGGAGUGGAUGUUCACCACCAAACCUGGCAGCUCCCUCCACUCCCUUUAUAUCUACUGUGAACUGUUAACUGAUCUCAGACCAUCAGUCCUGUUUCAUCUACAUGGAGGUGUUGAGGUCCCAGAGUCUCAGGAUGAACAGUUUACAGGACGAGUCCAGUGUGACAAAGACGUCCUCAGAGAGGGACGACUCAGACUUCAUGUGUCCAGACUCAGGACUGAUGACUCAGGACUGUACAUGUGUGAAGUGGACACACGUUAUGGCAGCAGCGCUGCUACAUGUCGGCUCACUGUCACUGCUGCUGAUGAGCCCAAACCUCAGAGACCAACAGAGAGUCCACAACCAGAGAGUCGAGGAAGGAUCGGCCUCUACGUUGGACUGGGACUGGCAGCAGCUCUACUGGUUGUCUGCAUCUGUGCUGUCAUAGUCCAUUUUACUAAAUUUACUGAUAAGAAAAAAACUAUGCAUCCACGGACGCUGAGAUGCUGAAUGUCCAGCAGCAGCCCUGCCCCUAACUCAACAACUCAAAACACUGCACUUUCACUUGCAGUUGCUGUGCUAUUUAAAAUGAAACACAUCCAAUCUGUUUGAUAUUUCGGUGGUAUCUUCCGAUGCCUGUUUUCAUCUUUCCUCUUGAAAAGAAUGUGAAGAAAAGUAAGACAGGUGAGCUUCCGGAAGUCCAAGUAAAUAUGGGCCUUUCAAAAUUAAAGCCAAGAGAAUACAAUAGCCAUUCUAUAACAUUAACGUUAUGCGAGCACAUACCAGGGUAACAUCUGAGGAAAAAUACACUAUAUAAAAUGUAUUAUAAUAUACAAAUUAAUAAGUAAAUAAAUACACCAAAAAAAUGGACCGAUGGAAACAGGGAUUGAUUACAUAUAGAUUAAUAUUGUGCAUCUGACUCAUCUACACAGCAUGAGUAAAGUCUUAGAUUAAUGAUUUUUUUAUCUGAACAUGAAGUUUUAAACAUCUAUCAGUCUGGUUUUAGACCCCGGCAUAGCACUGUGUCAGCAACUGCUAAGGUUGUGAAUGAUAUUGCUCAAGCACUAGACAGUAAACUUGAUUGUGUUGCCCUUUUUAUUGACCUUUCUAAGGCCUUUGACUCGGUUGACCAUACUAUCCUUCUUGAGCGUCUGCAUAAUAUUGGGCUUGAUUACAAGUCAUGUAAAUGGGUUGAGAAUUAUUUAUCUGGUAGAUCCCAAGCUGUGAUUGGUGAUGGUUUCAUAUCGGAAUUUUUAAAUAUAUACAAAGGGGUACCACAGGGUUCUGUUUUAGGACCUCUGUUAUUUUCUAUUCAUAUCAAUGAUUUUAAUUGUGGUAUCAAAAAUAGCUCAAUUCAUCUUUACGCUGAUGAUUCAGUCAUAUAUUCUCUUGCUCCCUCUGUUGAACUAGCUCUGAGUAACUUACAAGAUGACUUCUGUUGUAUCCAAAGAACUCUGACUGAUCUUAAAUUGGUUUUAAAUCCAAGAAAAUCAAAGUACAUGAUUUUCACAAAAAAACGCACUGAGCAUUUUAAAUAAGAUCAGCCUUGCUACUGCUGAUGGGACUCCCUUAGAAAGGGUUUCCUGUUAUAAGUACUUGGGUUUCUGGAUUGAUGACAAAUUGUCUUUUAAUUUACAUGUUGCGGAACCUUUAAAGAAGCUGAUGCCUUUAUUGGCAUUGUUUUAUAGAAAUAAAUCCUGUCUACCUCAGCACUGUAGAAAGCAGUUAGUACUUGCCACCUUUUUAUCGGUUUUAGAUUAUGGUGAUAUUAUUUAUAUGCAUGCUUCUCCCUCUAUUCUUAAACCACUUAAUGGGUUCAUGACCCAUCACUGCCAACUCUAUCAGAAUGUAGGCUGGACUUCCCUGGCUCUGAGAAGGGAGCAACACUGUAUAUUGUUUAUUUAUAAGGCAUUGCUUAAAAAACUUCCUCUCUAUUUAUCGAGCUUACUGAGUUUUCGAUCUUUUAACUACCCCACUCAUGCACAAAACUCACUGGCUCUUAAUAUCCCAACUGUUAGAACGGAGGUAGGAAAAAUUGCUUUUGGUUAUUUCGCUCCUCUUAAAUACACAAUACUAUACAAGAAAGGCCAAAGCAGACUCUACCUGCUGAGGUGGCUCAGGUCUUUUGGAGUGCAGGGGGCGCUCCUGAAGACCUUCUUUGACACUGUGGUGGCAUCAGCCAUCUUUUACGGAUUGGUCUGCUGGGGCAGCAGUGUCUCGGCUGCAGAUAGGAAGAGACUGGACAAGCUGAUCAAGAAGGCCAGCUCUGUCCUGGGAUGCUCUCUGGACUCUGUGCAGGUGGUGGGAGAAAGGAAGAUGACAGCAAAGCUGUCAUCUCUGAGGACUAAUGACUCCCAUCUUCUGCAGGAGGAGAUUGACCCAAAGUGUGUGAAGGAGCGCUAUCGCAGGUCCUUCCUGCUGCUGCUGUCAGGCUGCAUAACCAGCACUGCUCACAGUAGACUGCACCAUGGACACUUUAUGGACACCACAGCUGUCUGCUGUUUUUGCACAUACAAUCACUUGCACUAAAUGUGCUCCCUUUAUCCACUGCUCAUUUUCACUCACUGCUGCUCAUUAUUAUCUACUUCCUAUUAUUUUUAUUAUUAUUAUUAUUGUUAUUGUUAUUUAUCGCCGUCUCUUGUAUUUUUGUACAUGCCUAGUUUUUUAAGUUUAAAUUUGAAAUCUUUAAUCUGACUCCUUCUCCUU